Messenger RNA from Falco peregrinus (peregrine falcon), 1064 nucleotides. Its product is annotated as heat shock protein beta-11-like. The transcript has a single exon. NCBI's taxonomy places the organism in Eukaryota, Metazoa, Chordata, Aves, Falconiformes, Falconidae. Gene Ontology annotation, biological process: response to heat; protein refolding. Gene Ontology annotation, molecular function: protein folding chaperone. The record is from RefSeq and is a predicted model, not a curated record. The coding region runs from base 176 to 919 and encodes 247 amino acids.
AGCCUGAGGUGAUGCUGCUAAUUAUAAGCCAGGAGAGCAGAGCUGCAAGACUAAGGGCGAAGGUAUGCCGGGCACGACGUAAGAGGUGCCUCUCCUCAUGGAUGAGUAAGAAGAAUGAGCUGGAACGGACUGGAAAGAGCUGAACUCUUCGCCAGAGGAUGACGUGCUGUACAGGAUGAGGCCACUCCUCCCGGGAAGGGGAAUAAAAGCCACAGGCGGCAGUGCCGAGGCAGAGUGUUCCCAGCUCACUGGAGACGGGACAGCAGCAGCAGCAGCAGCAGCAGCAGCAGCAGCAGCAGCAGCAGCAGCAGCAACAGCAGCAACAGCAGCAGAGAUGCUUUGCCGCAUGCACCUCGCACCAUUUGCCUCCAGCUCCCUGGCCAGCCGCCUGGGCACAGUGAGGACCCUCUGGCCACACGCAGAGACCAUCUUCACUGAGCUGCAGCAGGAGAUGGAGAAAGCUCGGGAGUUCAUGAGCAGCUUCGAGCAGCUCCUGAGCAGCCAAGGAGCCGCUGUCAUGGAGCGAGCCCCGAGCACCAGCACGACCCUGACCCAGGGCUCCGGCGAGGGCUUCUCCGUCUGCCAAGACGUCAAGAACUUCGCUCCCGAGCAGCUGUCGGUGAAGGUGGUGGGCAGGAAGGUGGUGCUGGUGGGGCAGAAGGAGACGCAGAACGUCGAUGAGAAGGGCUCCUUCUCCUACAAGUACGAGGUGCUGAAGCGGGAGUGGGACGUGCCCGAGGAGGUGGACGCCGAGGCGCUGACCUGCUCCCUGUCCAAGGAGGGGCAGCUCCGCAUCGAGGCCCCCAAGCUGGCCCUGCCGGCCGCCCCGGAGAGGAACGUGCCCAUCCAGGUCAGCCCCGCAGCCCCGCAGCCUGGACCAGCCUCCGAGGAUGGAGCCGCCAACAAAGCCCGGGUGUAAUGGGAAGGGAACCAACGGCCCACGGCGGGACCAGUACAGACAGCAGCAAGUCUCGGGUUUUAGCCCAAACAAGCUCCAUCAGCGAUGAUGUCAUUUUUUUCACUAAACUGGAAUGUUUUUGUAUUCAAUAAAAAUACUUUUGCAU